Molecule: messenger RNA, 7079 nt
Organism: Nothobranchius furzeri (turquoise killifish)
Lineage: Eukaryota; Metazoa; Chordata; Actinopteri; Cyprinodontiformes; Nothobranchiidae
Source: RefSeq, a predicted model, not a curated record
AUGCUGAUCUAUUGUACAUCCCUAUUAUAAAUGCCUUGUAAGUCAUACUCUGGGAGGAAAAAAAGCUUCAAGGUGCCCAUUCUAGGAUGGAGAAGUCAGCUGGAGAAGAGAGCGCCAGAACACAGGAUGAUUUGAAGUCUUAUUUUCUGAUAUUUUAAUAUCUUCCUUCUGAUUGGAUAGCAGCAACAUAACUCUACCACUGACUCUGUUUGCUCUAUGAUGUUGAUGUUUAAUUUCCACAAAAAAAACAAAAGCCUGAAGGAGUUCUGCUGUAUGGUGGAGUUGCUAAUGCUAACAGUUAGCUUCUACUAGUCGAGACAUACUCUGCUGUUUCCUGAACGCUAAAUAAAAACAGUCUUCCCUAUCACGAGUCAAGAUGAGUCCAUAAAUGUUAAGUGACAGUGUGAAGUAGAUUUGUCAGGCUUUUCAAAUCUGAUUAACCGAUUAUAAUCAUAAAUAAUAAUUUGAAAAAAUAUUUUUUCAGUGAAGUUGACCUUUAGUAUUGUAGGGGUGGGUUGUUUGUGCAACAUCACAUAAAUUCCCAUCAAAAGCAAAAUAAAAAAUAGCAAGCAUGCUCAACAGAAUGCAGCACUGUGACAAGAUACGAGUGCUGCUCACGUCUCCUAGUUGUCUUAAUGUGGUUUUUUUAAAUAACCUUUUAAAAAUAAAAUGUAUUGCUGUGAGAUUUUCAGUCGGUAGGGAUCCAAUCCUGCUUUUCGAAUCUGAGCAACAACUUGCUUUUCUCCAGCUGACAGACAUUGAAGCAGUGCAGCAAAGACCAAGAUUAAAAGGGCGUAAAAGAUGUGACAGUUGGGGGUGUGGUGAGGCACCAGUAAGGGGGGUGAGGCAGGAAGUUCAUGACCAUGAGGUCACAGGGACAAGCUGCCACGCAGGGAUUUAAAACAACUGGUUUCAGCUGGACCUCGUCUGUUUUCUUUUUCUUUCUUUGUCAUCGUUGCUCGACCGGACCAUCUGUGCAACCAGAUUGUUGGUGUCCGAGCUUUUAACUCUCUUCUUUUUUCACGGCCCAGAUAAGUAAUACUCAUCUUCCAUGUUCUAAAACGUCCCUGUUUUGUUUCAGCCAGUACAGUAUGUGGGACACAUGCUGUUGGCCGUUACUGUGCAAACAAGACGUCCUUUAUCUUACAAUCUCAAGCUGAAGUCAUUCCCUAAAGAUAUCUGUGGAAAACCUGCAAAGAAUGACUAAACCUGAGGACUUUGACCUCCAAAUAUUGACUUAAGACCGAUCCACGAUGGAAGAGGGUUAUGAGCUGGACCUCACGUACAUCACAGAACGGAUCAUCGCUGUCUCCUUCCCUCGAGGUUGCUCCGAGGAGAUCUACUCCCACAACCUGAAGGACGUCACGCGGAUGCUCAAGUCCAAGCAUGCUGAUAAUUACCUGACUAUUAACCUGUCAGAGAAAAGGCACGAUCUCUCCAGAAUGAAUCCUAAGACACUGGACACAGGGUGGCCAGACAUGCACGCUCCUCCUCUCGAUAAGAUCUGCACCAUAUGUAAGGCCAUGGAGAGCUGGCUCAACGCCGACCCGCUACAUGUGGUUGUUAUACACUGCAGGGGUGGAAAGGGUCGGAUUGGUGUCGUCAUUUCAUCCUUUGUGCAUUUCACUGAUGCAUCAGCCAGUGCUGAUCAGGCGUUGGACCGCUUCGCCAUGAGGAAAUACUACGACGAUAAGGUCUCCGCUUUGAUGACGCCGUCACAGAAACGGUACGUAUGGAUCCUCAACAGUUUGCUGAGUGGAUCCAUGAAGAUCAAUGCCUCUCCUUUGUUCCUGCACUGCGUCAUCCUUCACGGGCUACCAAACUUCGACGCCGCCACCAGAGUGUGUCGCCCAUACAUCAAGGUCUACCAAGGAAUGCAGGCCGUGUACUCAUCUGGAGUCUACCACGUCGGUGCAGGCCACAGAGACCGUGUUUGCAUCAUUCUGGAGCCGGCCCAACUCCUGAAGGGGGACAUCAUGGUCAAAUGCUAUCACAAAAGUGAUGUCACUUCGGAGCGUGAGGUGAUUUUCCGGCUGCAGUUCCACACAGGAGCGGUGCAGGGUUACAACCUGAUGUUUGACAAAGAAGACAUGGAGAGUGCUAACAAAGAUCCCAGAUUUCCCAGCUAUGGGAAAGUUAAGCUCAUCUUCUCUGAGGGACCAGAGAGGAUACCAGGUGCUGACCUGUGGCAGAAUGGCCCUGAUGUUGUUGUGGAUUACAACACAACAGAUCCUCUGACCCGCUGGGACUCGUACCAGAACAUCUGCGACGGUGAAGCACCCCACUCUCAAGGCCUAACCCAGGACAAAGCCGCUUGCAAGAGAAGCCCCAUUGGAGGAGGAGGAGAGGCCACUCUGGGACGAGGGACCCGCACGACCUCCACCACCUCGAGUCCUGAUCACAGUGACCACGCCCUCUCCGUCAGCAGCGACUCAGGCCUGUCCAGCACCUCCCUGUGGGCAGAUAAACCCACAGUUGUCACCUCCACCAAUAUCCUCAGGGCUAACCAGGGACCCAGCCCGCAAGAGAAGGUCCAACUCAAACGACUCCUCAGUGGUUUUGGACUUGAAGAUCCAUCACUAGAGGAAAUGGAUGACCAAGGCGCUAAGGUGGGCAUGCAGCAGAUUGUCCCAGCACAAGUACACUUUAAUGGAGAUGCCCGGCCACGAGAGAGGGAAACGGACAUCCUUGAUGAUGAAGUCAUCACAGGGCAUGAUCUGCACAGUGUGGACAGUCUAGGGACUUUGUCAUCUUCAUGCCACAAGAGCAGUCAAAACUCCCUCUUGUCAGAUGGAUUUGGAUGUCCUGGAAGCGAAGAGGCUCAAAACCAGCACCACCUGCAUCACCCUGCUCCUACAGAAGAGUACGAGCGAUCCUAUGCAGAGGCUAGAAAAGCCUUUCUGAGCUCCAGAAGCAACUCUGUGGCCAGUUCUAACCCCAGCUGUGCUCCAGCACCCAAGCAGCAUGUGUACAGACAGGGAAGCUACUCUACUCAGUCGUGGGUUCGUCAGCAGCAGAUGGUCGUGGCCCAGCAGUUUAUCUACAUGCCCGAGGAUGGGAAUGAAUCAGAAAGAUAUCCCGGAAACAAACCCGGGAGGAGUUCGCCCAAAGAUGGCCAACCUCCCGCUGAACCACAAGACCCCAUCAGGGCCGCUCCACCUGAUCCUGUUAAAACCGCCUCCUCUUACAGAGAGCCAGUCAUGACAAACAACAGCAACAAUAAGAAACAAGACGAAGAGUUUAAAUCGCUCACAAUCGACAUCGAUAACUCCAUCGAUCAGCUCAAUCAGCUGAUCAUGGACCUGGAUCCCACCUUUGUGCCAGUGUCGAGCUCCGUUAAGAGGAACGGCGAGGCGCAGGUCAACGGAUCGGUCAGCAAAUGCUCGAACGACAUCGAUCUCAGAUACAACGAUAGUAAAUUGGCAGCCCCAAAAAACGCACAACAGACAGCUGCGCAGCGCCACGACGGGCGAGCCGGCAUCACACGGAGUCAGAGCUGCCAGAGCAACCAUGUACUGGACCACCCAGUCUUCUGUAAAUCAGGAUGGGGGGACACAGAGGAGUACAGAAGCCAGAGGACAUACUCCCCUCGUGUCCCCCCUCAGUUACAGCAUGCUGUUCUGUACAGGAGUGACAGUGCCAGUUAUAGAAGCCACGGGUCAGACAUGAUGGACAGUGGAGUUGAGGGAGGCAGUGACAUGACUCCUCCCACUCCUGCGUUUCCCCUCUCGCCACCAACACCUUAUGUGAAAAGUAUGUCUGAACUGACCGAUCACAUGCAAGCUUCAUCUUACGGAGGCUACAGAACGAAUCAUGAACCCCAGGGAUUUUCUGACAUCAGUCAUGUUGCAGUGGAGACGCUGCCAGAUGCCUCCAUCACAUGCCACAGGGCGCUAACUUCUACACACUCUGCCUCCUUAGUUGGAACCCAUCAGCACACAGACAGCUCAUCUGUGGGUCAGUCCUGGCCAGACCAUCCUGUCCUGAGCCGCCACACCUCCCUGAACAACUACCCCACUGCCCGACAGCUGCCACCACACUCCACGUCUCUGGACUACGGCCACCACUCUCCUCCCUUACACCACCCCCACCCUGCCCCUAACGCCCACAGCUCUCCCCGAUGCAGCCAGCUAAGCCGAAUGGCCUGCUAUGCCCUCAGCCAUAAUCACGCUCAAAACUUUGAUGAGCAGGAUGACUCGGGUCACGGCUACAGGACGGACUGUCCGAACAUCGACGGGAACCUUUUAUCCUCCGUGGAAGGGCAGCAUCAGCCUCAGACAUCUCUGCUGCUGCCUCCACUGCUGCCAGAGAAAAAGAGAGCAUCAGAUGGGGAGCACUCAGUGGGAACAGUCUCUCCUGCACUCAGUGGGUUCUCCAGUCCACAUAGUGGGAGCUCCUUGAGUAUUCCUUUCCCCAACGUCUUACCUGACCUGUCAGCUCAGACUCCUCAACCAUCCUCACCUCUACCAGAUGUGCUAGCCAACAAGCAAGUUACUGCCAAGUUUGUGCAGGACACAUCGAAGUUCUGGUACAAACCAGACAUCUCAAGAGAUCAAGCUAUUUCAGUGUUAAAGGACAAAGAGCCCGGCUGUUUUAUUGUGCGGGACAGCCACUCCUUCAAAGGAGCGUACGGUCUGGCUAUGAAGGUGGCCACGCCCCCUCCCUCGGUUUUCCAACAGAGCAAAAAAGCAGGAGGAGAUCUGUCCACUGAAUUAGUGCGUCACUUCCUGAUCGAGUGCACGCAGAAAGGAGUGCGGUUGAAGGGAUGUCCCAAUGAGCCCUACUUCGGAAGCCUAACCGCGUUGGUCUGCCAGCAUUCAAUCACUCCCUUGGCCCUGCCCUGCAAACUUAUCAUACCUGACAAAGAUCUUCUUGAAGAUGUAGUGGAGAGCCCUGCUCAGUCGGUCACAAACUCUGCUGCUGAGCUGCUGAAACAGGGAGCAGCCUGUAAUGUGUGGUAUCUCGGCUCCGUGGAUAUGGAGUCGCUCACAGGCGCUCAGGCCGUGCAGAAAGCCACCACCAUGACCCUGAACGCUGAUCCUCCACCGAACUCCACUGUGGUCCACUUCAAAGUGUCUUCUCAGGGAAUCACUCUGACGGACAAUCAGAGGAAGCUUUUUUUCCGGAGGCAUUACAAUGCAAAUACAGUUAUAUAUUGUACUCUGGACCCUCAAGAUAGAAAGUGGAAAAAAGAUGGAUUCCCUUCAGCUAAAAUCUUUGGCUUUGUGGCGAGGAAAACUGGCACUUCCAAGGACAACAUUUGUCACCUGUUUGCAGAGCACGAUCCUGAGCAGCCAGCAAGUGCCAUAGUCAACUUUGUGUCCAGAGUGAUGAUCGGUUCACAAAGGAGUAAGUAGGAGAGAGCUGAUCACCUGGAAAGAUAAACGGCUUUAAUCCUGGAUACUAACUGGAAAACGAAUGAUAUCCACGAGAAAGAAAAUGGUGACAUUUAAUUUCUUUUUAUAUGAACUGUAAAUUAGUCAAAAAAGAAGCUAAAUGACAGAAAUGUGUUUUCCAUUGGUAAUCAGCAGUAGUCUUGUACAGUUUCUUACUACUUUUUUUUCAAAUGAACUUUCUUAUAUAGCUGCAUCUAUUUUUCUGAUAUUUGUCAUCGUCUACGUGCUGAAGCAACUGUACAGCUGUGAGGUCACAGAAGCAUCAUAAUUGCUUUUAUUAUGGAGGAGACUUUUAAAACAGUGGAGCAAAUUGGUGCAGUUUUGCAGAAUUUGGAUACAGUUCUCUUCUUUAUCUAUGCAAUGUGUUUAGACAAUGGUACUCUUCACAUGUGUAUGGGGCUUUAAAAAUAGUUUAAAAUGUCUUUUAGAUGUGUUGAACAUGACCACUUUAAAAGCUGUAUGUAUGAUGUUUAUGGAAGCAUGUGUUUAUUUUAGUGGAGAUAUGUUUUUAUUAUUAAACUAUAAUAUAUUUUUGAUGUUAACUGGAUGAGUUUUUCUUAAACUACAGUAAAAGUAUUCCACUCAACAUUUUUAGGGACUCAUGGCCAAUAAUCUUUUUUUUUUUACUUCUCAAAGAAUAUAGAGGCUGCUGUAUUAGAGUAUGGUUAUAAUAUACAAUACAGGACUCAUCUUAGUCAUCUGUCGAUGAUCUAUACAAUACAAUAAAUAUAUAUACAUAUUAGAGAUGCACCCUAUAUCGGCUGAUCUGAGUCAUGUUUUUAACAAGUCGGUAUCGGUCCGAUAUGUGAAACUGAGGCGAAAUUGACAAACAAAUUCUUUUUUUUUUUUUACAUCUAGUAGCUAUGUGUGCGUCACUUUCAGAAAGGGAUGGGUUUCAUAAUGCAUAAUUGUUUGGUCAUAUGAAAGUGAUAGUAAUCAUCUCAGAAGUGUUAAUGUAUGUGGUCAGAGUAUAUCUUAUAUUUGGGGUGUUAAUUAGUAACAAUUUGCCAAUACAAAGGAUACGAUACAUUAUCUUGCAAAACUAAAAGCCAGAUGAUAAAUGUAAUUUUUUUUGACUGAACUUAAUUGAAAAACUCAGAUCAGACAUUCCAAGUGUGUCAACAAUAUUUUGUUGCUCUGUCAGUGAAGGUGGUAAAAGCUGCUGCCACCUAGCAGUCGAGGUUUGAAUUACACCACACAAAAGAAUUAUAGUAAAUAUGUGCUUGUAAAUUCUCAAUAAAAAACUCAUAUACUGCUUUUAAAUAUUGGUAAAACAAAUAUCACAAUAUUUCAGUGUAUUCAUACUUUCUUACAUUCCUUCUGUGAUAUCAGCAAACUUUAGUUAUCGGGUAAAACGGUGAUAUUGAUAUCGGCCCACAUUUUCAUAUCGGUGCAUCCCUAAUACGUAUUAUUGCAUAUGAGAUGAUGACCCCUUUUUUUUUUUUUUACUUUUGGACGGGUAACUGUUUUAUCAAGCGAGGGACCUAUGAUCUAAACCAAGCUGUUGGUGUUGCUAUGUGACAUUUGUUACUUUUAUAACCUAUUUUCUGUCUUGGUAAUCAUUUCAUGCAAUACUGUGUCUGUGUGUAUAACAUGUUCCAUGUAAACAGCAUGUUUGUGUAAUAAUACUGCGUUGCUUGAUGUUUUGUGUAAAUAAAUGGCAAAGGAUUUGUGUAAUCUUGA